ACAAUUUAACAAGCCCAGGUGGUAGUAAAACCGCCGGCAUUGCCGGUGAUAUCAGCCACACCUCGCAACGAUUUUGCACCCCUGAGUUGUCUGACAACAAGUGACCAAAAACCCCUUCACCGCGAGCCAAUUCAACUCCUGUGUCUCUGAGGGUUUUAGAGUGGACGAUUGGCACUCGAUAUGGAGAUUAAAGGACGUGUGGCACUGAUAACGGGGGCUGCCUCGGGCAUCGGCAGGACUUAUGUCGAGGAGCUACUUAAUCAUGGGGCUAAGGUCUCGAUAUGUGAUAUAAAUGCCGAGGAGGGAGAGAAAUUGGCAAACAGCCUGAUGACAAAGCAUGGAAAGGAUAAGGUGAUUUUUUGCCAAUGCGAUGUCACUGAUUAUCCGCAAUUCGAAGAGUCAUUCAGGACGACUAUUUCAACGUUCGGUCAUAUUGAUAUCGUUAUCAACAACGCUGGGAUAAUGAAUGACAGAUUCUGGGAGCUCGAAGUUGACAUUAAUCUUAACGGCGUUAUCAGAGGUACUCUCCUCGCACAACGCUACCUCGGGAUUGAUAAGGGGGGGAGAGGGGGUGUUGUCGUGAACACUGGAAGCAAUGUGAGUUUAAAUCCAUACAUCAGUGUGCCAAUUUAUUCUGCGACGAAAGCUGCCAUCGUCAGUCUCACGAGGGCCUUCGGCGACAAGUAUCACGUGGACUUGACAGGCGUCAGUGUGAUGGCACUGUGUCCAAGUGCAACGACUGAUAGUAAUUUAAUUCGUGAUGUUGGGAAACAAUUAUUACUACCUCGUUAUGAGGAUGCAUGGCGUCGGGAUACUGCCUCGAAUGUGCCACAAAAAGCUGACCACGUGGGAAAGGCACUAAUCCAAGUCCUGAAUGUUGGAAAAAGUGGCAGCGUAUGGCUAGUAGAAAACAGUCAACCAGCCCGAGAAGUAAUUUUUCCAAAAUGAAAAACAUGAAAAAUUCAUUAAAUUAAAAUAAUACUUCAAUUGAUUAACAAUGAUAACACUGAUUGGUAAAACGUCCAAGUGACAUUCCUCGCUUUUUUACCUGCUGAAUGAAAUUUUAUGCCGUACCAAAUUUAUGAAGUUUUUAUACCGUAUCUAAAAUACAUUAAAAAAUAGGGAAGUAUGGGGAAAUAAUAUCAUCAAGAGAAAUUUUCAAAUUUUCGUGUAUUCCAUAGAAACAAGUACCAUCUAAGAAUCCGCCCAGGUAUCAUUUAAUAUUCGUCUCAUGGCAGCUUUUUCUGGAGAAUAUUCGAGGGGUUGCUCACUCCAUGACGUCGAAAUGAAGUCAAUUUCGCGUGAUUAGAUAGGAUUUUAACCCAUUCCAGUGCCAAGAUCACGGAACGUAUCGGUGUGAAGAGAGUGGGGAACGCCCUGGGUGUCAAUGCGCCACUAGGUACGCGUGGUGGCGCACGCACACCACUACAAUAUGGAGAGAAGUGGGGAAAACGGUUGACACCCGAAUGGGAUCACGUCUGAAAAUAUUCCAUAGGAAAACCUAGCAAAUUUGCUAUACAAUUCUAUUGGAUUUCCAUUAAAUUUUUUAUUAAUU
Molecule: messenger RNA, 1555 nt
Organism: Diachasma alloeum
Lineage: Eukaryota; Metazoa; Arthropoda; Insecta; Hymenoptera; Braconidae
Product: 15-hydroxyprostaglandin dehydrogenase [NAD(+)]
Exons: 7
Coding region: 181-948 (255 amino acids)
Cellular component (GO): cytoplasm
Molecular function (GO): oxidoreductase activity, acting on the CH-OH group of donors, NAD or NADP as acceptor
Source: RefSeq, a predicted model, not a curated record